AGCAUCAGAUGCGGGCUGAUACGUGCAGAGGCUCGGGCUGAACUCACCUCUCCACUCCGCUGCUUCACACGGGCUGAAAUCCGAUGUUUGUUUUUUUUAAUUCUACCACCUAUGCGACAAUAAUAAUUCCCUCCUUUCACCUUCUGCAAAAUCAAACCCACUGACGCACCUUUUGUUGCGUUCAUCAUUAUCAUAAGAGCAGUGAGGAAGCGCGUCCGCACCGGGCACCUCUAAUAAUUCUCCAAAAAAAGGAACAGCUGAUACGGAGCUCACAGCUUGGCAGUUUACAGAGUUGACAAGAGCUUCUCCAGGACCAGGACCUUGUGGAAACAAGAUGGAAGGAUUCCUCAUAUCUCUGAUGAAGUAGAGCCCUCACUAGCACACGCCCACCCUCCAUUUCCUCCUCCCCCACUUUCAAAGGGUUGCAGAAUGGAUGAGCAAAGAUGCCCCCUCCCUCCGCCCCUCAAAACAGAAGAGGACUACAUCCCUUAUCCCAGCGUCCACGAGGUUCUGGGUCGCACGAGCCCCUUUCCACUCAUCCUGCUGCCCCAGUUUGGCGGUUACUGGAUCGAGGGGACCAAUCAUGAGCCUAAAGACCCACCAGAGGCCGAUCAACCCCCCUGUCCUACCUCCCACGUCAAAUUGGAGACGAACAGCCUCGCCAAGAUCUACAGGAAGCAAUUCAUGGGCAAGGAACACUUUAAUUAUUACACCAUGGAUGCUGCCCUGGGCCACUUGGUCUUUUCCAUGAAGUAUGAUGUCAUUGGGGAUCAAGAGCAUCUGCGUUUGAUGCUUCGCACUAAGCUAAAAACCCACCACGAUGUGAUCCCUAUUUCCUGCCUUACCGAGUUCCCCAACGUGGUUCAGAUGGCCAAGCUUGUUUGUGAAGAAGUAAACGUGGACAGGUUUUAUCCGGUCCUCUACCCAAAGGCAUCAAGGCUCAUUGUCACCUUUGACGAGCAUGUGAUCAGCAACAACUUCAAGUUUGGGGUUAUUUAUCAGAAGUUUGGCCAGACAUCAGAGGAGGAGCUGUUUGGGAACAUGGAAGAAAGUCCCUCCUUUGUGGAGUUCUUGGAGUUUCUGGGCCACAAGAUUGAGCUUCAUGACUUUAAAGGGUUUCGGGGUGGACUGGAUGUCACUCAUGGGCAGACAGGAACAGAAUCCGUCUACACAAAUUUCCAUAAUAAGGAGAUUAUGUUCCAUGUGUCCACCAAGCUGCCUUACACAGAGGGAGACUCACAGCAGCUGCAGAGGAAGAGACACAUAGGCAAUGACAUCGUAGCCAUCGUGUUCCAGGAGGAGAACACGCCCUUUGUACCAGACAUGAUCCAGUCCAACUUCCUGCAUGCGUAUGUGGUGGUGCAGGUGGAGAACGCGUGUACAGACAACGUCACCUACAAGGUGUCUGUGACAGCGCGGGAUGAUGUACCUUUCUUUGGCCCUGCACUGCCUGACCCUGCAAUCUUCAAAAAGGGCCCAGAGUUCCGAGAGUUCCUCUUCACCAAGCUCAUCAAUGCAGAGUACGCCUGCUACAAGGCUGAGAAGUUUGCCAAGCUUGAGGAGCGCACACGUUCAGCCCUGCUGGAGACUCUAUAUGAGGAGCUGCACAUCAACAGCCAGUCCAUGAUGGGUUUGGGUGGUGACGACGAUAAGCUGGAGAACGGGGCCGGAGGAGGAGGAGGAGGCUUCUUUGAAUCCUUCAAGCGGGUCAUCCGCAGCAGAAGCCAGUCUAUGGACGCCAUGGGCCUCAGUAACAAGAAGUCACACACAGUCUCCACUAGUCACAGUGGCAGCUUUACCCACAAUCCCGCAGAGAGCCCCAAAACCCCAGGGAUUUCAUUGAUCAUUCCUGGGAAAAGCCCGACCAGGAAAAAGUCGGGGCCCUUCAGCUCCCGCCGCAGCAGCGCCAUUGGCAUCGAGAACAUCCAGGAGGUCCAAGAGAGGAGCCGAGAGGUGUCACCCAGCACCCAGAGGACACUGGAGGGUGGCCACUUUUCGCAGGAGAACAAAUCGGACAACUCCUCCAGUCACAGCUCUCCGGAAUUCCCUGCUACUAAGAACAGUUUGGCGAUGUGUUGCAGGGCGCCGUCCAUCCCCGAGGCUCAGGACCUUUCCCGCUCCUCCUCCAACGCCAGCAGCUUUGCCAGCGUAGUGGAGGAGCACGAGGCAGAGGAGGAGUACGAAACCGGACUGGAAAGUGUGUCUUGUGUUACACCACUCAAAGGAGAAUCAUUUGUGUACAGCUCUGCGGCGGAGGACAGUGCAUGCAGUGCCAACCAGGGAAGUUUUCCAGCAGCUUCUCAUCUUCAGCAGCAGGCGGACGGAGUGAAGACAUCAGAGCCAAAAGGGACAGACAGCCGGCCCAAGACAGAGCGCCCCUCGCAGGAGCACAAGUUCUCAUCGAACUGUUAGCCACGCUCCUGCUCACUACAUCGAUGCCCAUCUUCAGCAUUCCCAUAAGAGGCAUAUCUUGCCAAAAACGAGCCAAGGCCAUGUGAACUCCACCACUGACGCAGAAGAGGAGCAGAGUUAGAAGCCAGAUUCUCGAUCUGGCUCACAGAUCUCCCUUUGAAUAUUUGGCAUGGACCUGCUGCCUGUCAUGACAGACACCCAGCUCCAUGGACAUGUAUCUACCUAUUGCCCUCAUUCCAGCUUCACACGGAACCCUCCUUGAAUGCUCUAGGCAAAGGAAAAGAGACCUCCGCACCCAUGCAGCACCACUACUGACUGUCGUCUAUCGGCCGGCUUAGCAGAAUAAGUCAGACUACCUGCUCAUUCUUCAGGCCAGUAAGCUCUGAAUCCUGUAAACACUCAAAUGUCGUGUGUCCUCUGUGAAAGAUCAGGGGAUUCAAUCUGUGCGGUGACAAAAGUCGAGACCGAUCAAACAGCCGCUGUUUGUUUAGCUUGUAAAUCAGUCUGUCGAGAGAAGAGUUGCACUAGAGAGAACUACGUUUUUUAAAUGUCAACCUCACAUCCCACUGUGAUAUUGUACAUGGGUUCAACUUUGAUGUACCAGGUGUGUGUGUGUGUGGCUGUCUGUCGGCCACGUUUUGUGUUUUAUUGAUGAUCUGUUCUUCUUCUGAGUAUUCUGCAGUGGAUAUUUGUCGUGUUUUACGACAGCUUUGGUAAAUCUGUCAUGUUUUUGAUGGAGGGUACUUCUGUGGUGCCGUUGUCGGUGGCUGUCAUAGCAUCAGUCACCUUCCUUCCUCCUAGGUGGUCGAAUAUGCCACAGAAAUUCAUUUGCAAUUUUUAAAUUCAAAAUUGAAUCGUACCACAAUAGGUCUGUAGAAGAAAAGGGAUGUUUUAACAGAAACGUAGAUUCUAUUGAUGCUUUACAAUUAGAGUAAAAAGUGUAAUUACUGUAGUGCCCCAACCACCAACAUGCAUCCUCAAUCCACACUUCAAGGUACUGCUGUUUAGACCUUCGCCUCCAAAUGCGUUUCGUCACACGCCACGUGUUGAUUUGAUGUCUGUGUAGGGGUGUGUGUAUACAACGGUACUGUGCAUGGUGUAAAUCUGCUUGCCAAAAACCUCUCCUCUGUACACUGGUGCCAUGCUUGACAUAGAGGUGUUGUCCCUGUGAUUUGUGUUUUACUGAAAACCAGCCAACAUCUCCAGAUGCAGCGCACAUUGCUGAUAGAGAGCCAAAUGCCACCGUUUUCCUACUUUAUUUGUAAAAUGUCCGUAUGUGACCUAAGCACUACAUUUUCGGAGUUGUUUCAAAGCGCUUACCUUUUUGAAAAAUCCUGAUUUGUUGCCGAAUAUGAAUUACACUGUGACUCGUCUUGAAGUUGCCUUUCUAAUGAUUGUGUCGCAUGAGCUGCUUUGAUGGAGGGUCCUAUUUUAAAGGCAUUGUGUUGCCAGCUGGCUUGAAUGUAAAACUAGGCAGACGUGUAUUUAUUUAUACACAUCUGCCCCCAG
Messenger RNA from Epinephelus fuscoguttatus (brown-marbled grouper), 3921 nucleotides. It is a transcript of the gene rap1gapb, whose product is annotated as RAP1 GTPase activating protein b. Lineage: Eukaryota; Metazoa; Chordata; Actinopteri; Perciformes; Serranidae. Bases 430 to 2412 code for a protein of 660 amino acids. The record is from RefSeq and is a predicted model, not a curated record. Gene Ontology annotation, biological process: regulation of small GTPase mediated signal transduction; activation of GTPase activity. The transcript is spliced from 25 exons. Gene Ontology annotation, molecular function: GTPase activator activity. Gene Ontology annotation, cellular component: cytoplasm.